UCAUCCGACGGACAGCGCCCGAGAAACUGUGUGUCGAACAUUGUCUCGUAAUGUCCAAACCCGGACAACAAUUGGCCGCGAAAUGUUUUGUCAAAGCGUGUUGCAAUCCCGGAUUUUGCAAACGAAGCCACGAUGCGUGGAUCCUAGCUGGCACUCAUGACCAGCGACGUAUGCCGCGUCGUGUCCUCCUACCGUCCUCGGCUUGCCUUCCUGGCGUCGUCGCAACUCAGCUUCCUCCUCCUCUUCCGCCUGCCUUGCAGUUCUUGAAUGCUUGUCAGUGAAGGCGUGCUUCGAGAGCGUUCGAGAGAGAGCUUUAUCGAAGGCUUUCCGAGCCCUUUCCUUCGGUUUCGGUACAUGACCACCUCAAGAUACCCCAUUGUGUUCGUUGCAGUUCUGGUGAUUGCCCUGGUUUUACCUGUUCUGGUCGUGCCGUCGUCUGGUUCUUACAAGACCGUCGCCGAUUUCAUCUCCUACGGGAACGUCAGAGGGGUUUUGACCACAGGUCAGACAGUUGCGACGCUUCUUGGGAAGCAUUACUUCCAUUCUUUCCUCUUGCUGAUGGGAUCGUCCGCUUCCUCUCCAGCCAUGGCUCAAAAGAGCGUGCACGAGUUUUCUGUGAAGGAUACUGCUGGAAAUGACGUGGAUUUGAGCUCGUACAAGGGCAAGGUCUUGCUCAUUGUCAACGUUGCAUCCCAAUGUGGUCUAACGAGCUCAAACUAUAAGGAGCUCACUGAGGUGUACAGCAAGUACAAAGAUCAAGGCCUGGAAAUCUUGGCGUUCCCCUGCAAUCAGUUUGGUGGGCAGGAACCUGGAACGAAUGAGGAAAUUAAGGAGUUUGCUUGUACGAGGUUCAAAGCGGAAUUCCCAAUAUUUGACAAGGUGAAUGUAAAUGGAGAGAAUGCGGAUCCACUGUACAAAUUUCUGAAGGCAAGCAAGGGAGGAGGUAUAUUGGGAGAAAGCAUCAAGUGGAAUUUUUCCAAGUUUCUGGUUGACAAGGAAGGGAAUGUUGUCGACAGAUACGCCCCAACAACGUCUCCCUCAAAAAUUGAGAAGGAUAUCAAGAAACUCUUAUAGGUCGAUCUUCUACACUUCUAUUGCUCCAACAGGUCUUAUGAAAUUAUAUGCAUUCUGGACGGAGUGUCUUCAUAAAUACGUGAUUGUGACACAUUGGGCGGUGUACUUAUAUGGGUGUGUACAUCCACACCUAUAGUUGAAACAGAUAAGCAGCUGUUCACAAAAAUGCUGGCUAAUUCGCUUUGAGAGAAAUCAGCGACUUCUUUUCUUUUCCUGUACAGUUCAAUAAAGGACCUCGUUAUUCGCUAGCUUGAUAUUUCGAGUAGCGCUGGACAAUUCAGUUCAAGUUUUAGCAAUUUUACGUGUAGGGUAACUUUUGUUUACGUACCCUAAAACAAAUGUAUACAUAUGAAGAAAGGAAAAUAUCUUAUAAUCUUACCGGAUCAAAACGAGAAACCAACGAACUCAGUUGUGAGUCCCAGGCUGUCGAUCUGACGGUGUUGUUACUUAUCCAGCGAGGCUAUCAUACUUUUCAUAUUCUCAGCCUAGUGUAUCACUAGGCUGAGAAACAAUUUAC
Molecule: messenger RNA, 1591 nt
Organism: Marchantia polymorpha subsp. ruderalis
Lineage: Eukaryota; Viridiplantae; Streptophyta; Marchantiopsida; Marchantiales; Marchantiaceae
Source: the annotation of a GenBank genome assembly